Messenger RNA from Diaporthe batatas, 4058 nucleotides. Its product is annotated as sedoheptulose-7-phosphate:D-glyceraldehyde-3-phosphate transaldolase TAL1. The transcript is spliced from 3 exons. NCBI's taxonomy places the organism in Eukaryota, Fungi, Ascomycota, Sordariomycetes, Diaporthales, Diaporthaceae. The coding region runs from base 251 to 1225 and encodes 324 amino acids. Gene Ontology annotation, biological process: carbohydrate metabolic process; pentose-phosphate shunt; pentose-phosphate shunt, non-oxidative branch. The record is from RefSeq and is a predicted model, not a curated record. Gene Ontology annotation, cellular component: cytoplasm; intracellular anatomical structure. Gene Ontology annotation, molecular function: transaldolase activity.
CGUAAAUCUGACUUGCCAGAGAAGUGUGGCCAUUGGGAAGGCAUAGGACGCCCAGCAGGUGGCAGAAGCUCCAAGUCACCCCGCCAUCAAUCAAUAAAUACCUCUCCUGUCUUGUCGCACCUCCCUACUAGUCUCGCACUCCCGUCAAGACACCUUACUCAGUCCACAUCUCUGUCCCAUCCUUCCACUCUUCCUAACCCAACAAAGACAAAACUCCCAGCCAGGACCCAACACCCCACGCACAUUCAUCAUGUCGAACUCCCUGGACCAGCUCAAGGCCGCCGGCACCGUCGUCGUCUCCGACUCUGGCGACUUCGCCUCCAUCGGCAAAUACAAGCCCCAGGAUGCCACCACCAACCCCUCGCUCAUCCUGGCUGCCUCCAAGAAGCCCGAGUAUGCGAAGCUGAUUGACGAGGCCGUCCAGUACGCCAAGCAGUCCGGCGGCGACGUCGACACACAGGUGGACGCCGCCCUCGACCGCCUGCUGGUCGAGUUCGGCAAGGAGAUCCUCAACAUCAUCCCCGGCAAGGUCUCCACAGAGGUCGACGCCAGCCUCUCCUUCGACACCAAGGCCUCCGUUGAGAAGGCCCUGCACAUCAUCGACCUCUACAAGCAACAGGGUAUCUCCAAGGACCGUGUCCUGAUCAAGAUCGCCUCGACAUGGGAGGGCAUCAAGGCUGCCGAGAUCCUGCAGCGUGACCACGGUGUCAACACCAACCUGACCCUCAUGUUCAGCCUGACCCAGGCCAUCGCUGCCGCCGAGGCCGGUGCCUUCCUGAUCUCUCCUUUCGUCGGCCGUAUCCUGGACUGGUUCAAGGCCCACACCAAGAAGGAGUACGCCAAGGAGGAGGACCCCGGUGUCGAGUCGGUCAAGGCCAUCUUCAACUACUACAAGAAGUUCGGCUACAAGACCAUCGUCAUGGGUGCCUCCUUCCGCAACACGGGCGAGAUCACCGAGCUGGCUGGAUGUGACUACCUGACCAUCUCCCCCAACCUGCUCGAGGAGCUCAUGAACUCGGACGCCUCGGUCCCCAAGAAGCUGGACGCCUCCGCCGCCUCCUCGCUCAACAUUGAGAAGAAGUCGUACAUCAGCAACGAGCCUUUGUUCCGCUUUGACUUCAACGAGGACCAGAUGGCCGUUGAGAAGCUGCGCGAGGGUAUCAGCAAGUUCGCCGCUGAUGCCGUCACGCUCAAGGAUAUCAUCAAGUCCAAGAUCCAGGCAUAAGGGCUUUUCUUUUAAAACAAAAAGUUGAUUGGUGGUAUAAGUAAACAUGAGGAUGGGAAAUGAUACCGUAUAUAGCAUUUGCUUAAGAGGAUGUCAACAAGACUCCUAUGGCCCAAAUUGAAUCAAUUGGUUUGCCAGAACGAUCCCGAGUGCUGCUUCACACGCCUGUGCCGUGCUCCCACAUCCAAGGGCAAGGCCAACACGUAUUGGUUAUCCCAGAAAGCAUCAGGUAUAAAGAAGAUCUUGGUGAGGUGGUUUUGAAUAAGCCCGUCGAUCUGGUUAGUGAUCAGAUGGGGAACUUGACAGGAAUUCCAUACAGUCAACUUCAUGGUGGUGCCUGUAUUUGUAUAAUGAAGACUACUAAUAGGAAUGCCAGUUAAGUUCUCCUCUAACAGUGGUCUGGUCUUUCAUAUACCUGUAAUUAUCAAUUCGAUUCAAUCCUUUGAGCCCGGUUAUUAUCCAAAACCGGGCCUGGGCCUGUUUACGAAACCCUCCCAGAACGCCUGCAAUGCCCAACUUCCUCCUGUUCGUACGCUGGUUCCAAAGCCCAUGAUGCAAUUUUCCUCUUCAACCGCGCCCUUUUGGUGGACCUCAUAUCUCUUUUCGCUCAUGGCUUUGUGCCCUUAGCGCACGAGACCUGCGUGAUACCGUGUACAAUGCCCUCGGGGCGCGCCUCUAUCACCAGCGCCGACAGCUUCCGACCGUACACGCAUCCAGAGUCUAGGCCGAACGUGUGGCCCUUGCCGUUGCCGUAGGUAUCGGGCACCUUGAGCCCGCUCUUGGCAUCGUGCCCGUACACGAUUGUCAGUCCGCUCAGCUCCUUCUCGACGUCGGUCUGCUCCCGCGCCUUCUUGCCCUUCUUGUGCUUCUUCUGCGAGCUCUCUGGUGGCGCAGGCCUAUCGUGGCCAUCGUUGGUCGCGUCUGGAGCGGCGGCGGCGGCAGGGGGGGUCUCCUCCUCUGCUUCCUCCUCCAUAGCCAGCGUGGUCUUUGCCAGCCGCUGCUGGAAGCGGUUCCACUCCUUCCACCACAUGAUGCCCUCCCUGCCUUCAGUGGGGACCGCAACAUCGUCGCCGCCGUGCUCGAAGCUCAUGCCUUCCGCCUCCAUGAUCUUCUGCACGAACUCGUCGAUCAUUUCCUCGUCGAUCUGCUGGGCGGCGGCGAUGCUACCCCUGCCUUUCCGGUUAUUGGCCUUAUCCUCAAGGAAUCUUCUCACCGCCUUCCGCCUCAGCUCGUCCACGGGGUACACGAGCGAGCGCAUCGACAUGACGGCCUGCGGGUCCUGGUCGGCCAGGGACACGUUGGGCACGAGCCCGCCGUGGACGACGACCAUGUUCUCGAAAGUGGGCGGCAGGCCCUUGUCCGAGGGGAUACGGCCGACCUUGAGGAUCACGGGGAGCUGCGACAGCCACUGGAUCUGGCGCUUGGACAGCGAGCGCGCGGUCUGGAACUCGGGCUUGUCGCCGCGGUCAAGCAGGGCCUCGUGGGCCAGGUACUCCUCCUUGGCGGCCUUGGGGUCCUUGCCCUGGUCGUUCUCGUCCUGCUUCUCCUCCUGGUCCUUGUCGUACACUUUCGUCUCGAGGUCCACGGCAUCGAUCGCUGAUUUCUGCGGCUUCGGGUCCUCGUUCAUGGUCGCCAGCACGGACAGCACGCGGUCCUCGUGGUUGCCCCUUACGGCGUGGGCGCCCAGCUCGAUCGCCAAAUCCACCACGCCCGCCGAGUCUGGGCCUUUGUUGAUGAGGUCACCCGUGAGGAUCAGAUGGUCAUGGGCCUUGUCGAAGUGGAUCUUUGCCAGGAUGUCGUCCAGCGCCGAUUUCUGGCCGUGGACGUCGCCUACGAUCACGAGACGCCUCGUCUGCCCAUCCCGACUGGGUAUGAACUUCUUGGGUAGCUCUGCCACGAUCUUAUCCGGCAUCCCUUUUAUCGGCGGCCUGUGUGAAUUGCCAUAGCUCAUGGCUGAUAUACCGGCGAACACAGACGACAGGUCGUCGUCGGGCUCGAUAGCCAAUGGUUCGGGCUCGGGCCAGAAGAGCGAGUAUGUAGUGGAUGAUACCCUGCUGUAGCUGAGGAGGAGUGUGAAGGUCAGGAUGGCGAGGACUGCAAUCAGGAUUCGGGGAAGUCGCGAGGAGGAGUGGUGCCCGGAGAAUAUAGACAUGGUGGUUGUGUUUUGGUGGCGCGGGCGGCGCUUAGGCGAGGCUGAUACGGUACGUUUGCCGUCACGUCGUCAUAGGGUGGGCAGAGACCACGUGGUGCAAGAUGUUCGACAGGCGCGAGGAGUAUGACUCCCAAAUUAUGUCGAUGGCAAGGUUCGUGAUAAUGCUGGUGUAGCUGCUGACAUUUAGGCCAAUAUGGUCAUACAACGGACUUGGAAACCUCGGGAUGUCCGUGGGGAGUGGGUGUGCCGAACUCCCGGGCGCAAGCAAGCCUACGAGUAUGAAAAUCGAUGUCCAAGCAUAGGCAGAAGGGACUGGUGUUGAAGACAAGGCAACAAGAAGUCAGACACAAUCGCGAGAUGUGAGAACAAACACCAACAAGAAUGUUGCAGUCAGCAAAGAGGAAUGAGCCCGGGCAUUCUCCUGCCAGCAGGAUAUGAAUGUUGUUGACAUUGUGAGGAGAAAUUGAGCCAAGAUCAUCAGCCACUUUCUCGGACUGCCUGGGCUGCCUGGGCUGCCGCUCGGUUGGUUUCCACAAGGCUCGGCCCCAUAAGGCAAAAGGGACCACGCGACUGCCUGGUACCACGGAUUUGGCAGCUGGGGUUGCUGGGUUCAGACCCGGUCUCCAAUUCGACCACAAUCAAUGUACGAGAAGACCUCUGGCAACAUCACAGAUGCCCUUA